This is a messenger RNA of Zeugodacus cucurbitae (melon fly), 2243 nucleotides long. Its product is annotated as T-cell immunomodulatory protein-like. The transcript has 3 exons. NCBI's taxonomy places the organism in Eukaryota, Metazoa, Arthropoda, Insecta, Diptera, Tephritidae. The record is from RefSeq and is a predicted model, not a curated record. The coding region runs from base 201 to 2015 and encodes 604 amino acids. Gene Ontology annotation, cellular component: plasma membrane.
UACAUAAAUUUAACCAAAGAUAAUAAAGUCAAUAACAAGCAAUAAGUAAUUACUUUUUACACAGCGAAAACAAUUCUUUCUUGUUGGGUGAAAGUGUAAACUAGAACAAAAUUCUGUAUAUUGAUCACUGGAGAUCGAUAUUAGCAGACAAUGAGCUUUUACUUAUAAUACUGAGAGUUUAAUGUAAAAAAUCAUAAACAAUGCAGUAUUUUAACGUAAAGUGUGUGAGAAUUGCAAUAUUGCUUACGUUUAUCACAUUGUCCAGAUGCAGUGAUAUCACGCAGCAAGUAUUUGGCGAUAUAAAGGAAGGUAUUGUUGCAGCAUUUGGCGAUUUCAACUCUGAUGAGUUGACUGAUGUCUUCUUAAUAAGAGAUCAAAUGAGUACCUUGCAAAUUCUUUAUGGUGCUUAUACGGAACCACUUUUACGACGUGGUCCCUAUUGUAUGUUCGAUGGGCAUGAAAUCACUAGUGUAGUACCAGGCGAUUUCGAUGGCGAUGCUUUAAUGGAUGUGCUUAUAACGCUGCGGCCCAAACGAAAUGCCAAGGAAAAUAUUUAUAAUAUACAUGUUAAUUGGGGCGGCCCAGAUGGUAUUAAUUGCUCUACUGCAGAAAAACCAAUUUUAAUCACACAGGGUGAGCCUUUGGCAUUGGAUUUUAAUCGUGAUAUGAUCAUUGAUCUGUUCGGCUUGGAUGAAAAUGGUGAACGUGCCUUCUGGAUAUUCCAACCGCAGCGAAAAACCCCAGAAAAGCGUACGCAAGCAGUACCGAGUGGUUCUGAACAAACUCAUCCAUCUAUACGUAUACCUAAUGCCAAUGCAUAUUUAGAUUUUAACGGUGACUUUACAGCUGACCUUAUAGUACAAACUGAAAAGAACUAUGAGGUGUGGUAUGGUCGUACUGAAGAAAAGGAAGAUUUUAGUUAUAAUCACAGUAUCGACAUUGAUAUCAUUGGUUCAUCGAAUUACAUGUUGGGUCAAGCAGUAUUUGCUGAUUUUGAGUUAGAGGGCGUCGAGAAUAUUAUAUUACCCGUGUGCAUACAAAAAGAUUGCUCAAACUCAACAGUUUUGGUGUACGAUGGUAAAAGUUUCCGCGAUGUUCAUGUAAAUUUCAAGGAUCCACAAGGUGUAUUAUGGGGCUUUGUGCCCUCAAUUGAAUCAGAUGUUUAUCUGAAAACCAUCACAGCACGAAGUGGAGACUUUAAUAUGGAUGGUUAUCCAGAUUUGAUUAUAACACUGCAUACUAUAAGCGGCCCAAAGCGCAUGCAAACCUUCCUUUUAGAGAAUGUGCCAUGUAAAAUGUGUAACAAACCGCUCAAACGUACCUUUGAAGUUAAAUGGAAUGGCUUAAGUCCAAUGGGUAAUGAAACUGUCGCCGGCGCAUUCUACGAUUUCUAUCAAGACGGUGUCCUUGAUGUUAUACUCAUCGAAAAAACGAAACAAGGCAAAUACCGGCCACUGGCAUUUCGCAACACCCUGGACUAUGAUGCAAAUUUUGUUAAAGUGAUUGUUCUUACGGGACUUAUAAAUAAUAAAAAUCCUACACAAACAACACCAUUAGGUAGGAAGCGUCGUACUUAUGGCACGAAUCUACCCGGUCCACGCAUCACCUAUUCCACAACCACACAAGAGGGUGAUCAGCAACAAGGUUCAAGCGUUCAACUACCACAAUCCGCUUAUUUCGCUUUGCAACUGCCUUAUACCAUUUUUGGACUUGGACGUACACCCAAUUUCGUUGACUCACUUACAGUUGGUUUGGGCAGCAAAUCGCGUACUUGGACACAAGUUAUACCGAACUCACAGAUUAUUGUUGUACCAAAGCCAGUCAGCGAGCCACAGCACUGGAAAGCACAGCUUUUCGUUACACCCAGCAAAUUAAUUUUGAUGAGCGUAGUGGCGCUGGGUGGUACAUGCCUGGUCAUAGUGCUCAUUAUACUGGUCUUGUAUAUUAAGGAAAAGCGUGAGGAUAAGCAAGAAAAACUGCAAGAAGCUCAUCGUUUCCAUUUUGAUGCAAUGUAAUAUAAUUGCAGCUGGAAAUGCUACGUGUUUGCGUUUGCUUCUUGAAAUGUUUAUAUGUAUUUAAUUUUACUUGAUAUCUAGUUUAAAAACCUAUUUUAUUUUGAAAAGUGAUUUUUAUUUGUAUAUCUAUUUUGGUAAUCCUUUAUUAGUAAUUUUAGUUAAUGCUUAUAAAACUAUGCUCUUAGAGUGGAACAUUAAUGAAAACAAAUUAACACCCCCUAACAAUAA